AGCAGCCAAAUGUCAAAUCAAAAUUUCUGCUUAUCGAUUUGGUUGGGAUUCUGUGUUCUGUUGUGUAAAUUCGGCAUUUUAAAUUAUGUCAUGAUAUAUUUCUAAUUAGUUUUAGAGUAGGUAAAUUACAGUAAAGAUGAAUUUAUUAACUGGCCAAUGUUUCAUGAUUUUAUCAGCACUUUGCGUUGUUUCUUCGUCCAGAGUUCUAGAAUUAAGUGACAAAUUUAUCGAUAUAAGUAACGAUGGCAUGUGGUUCGUGAAGUUCUAUGCGCCAUGGUGUGCCCAUUGCCGCAGGAUAGAGCCUAUCUGGGCGCAUGUCGCUCAGUCGCUGUACAACAGCCCUAUAAAGGUUGCGAAGGUUGACUGUACUAGGUUUAUGGCCGUAGCUACUCAUUUUAAAGUCAGGGCAUACCCUACAAUUAUGUUUAUUAAAGGCCCCUAUCGCCAUGAGUAUGUAGGUGAAAGAGUGAAAGAUGAGAUGGUCAACUAUGCCCUUCGCAUGUCACAACCGGCUGUUCAGAGACUGUCACAAGCUGACAGCCUUGGGUACCUGAAGGAGACACACCCAGUCUUCUUUGGAUAUGUGGGAAAACAACAAGGAGCAUUAUGGGAUAUGUUUACACUUCAUGCUGAAAAGUAUCAACCACAUACAUGGUUUUAUGCUAUGUCACAUGAUCUUUUGAAAAAUGAUGUUAAAAUUCCUAAUGAAACUGCCAUAUUUGUGUACAAAGAGGAUGAAGCCUACUUUUUUGAAGCAAAUCCAUUACUACUCCAAGAUAGAGAAGCCUUAAAUGUAACAUUAGACAAAUGGAUCAAUUCCGAGAGAUUUGGAUUAUUCCCAAAAGUCACUCGAUCAAAUAUCAAUGAACUAAUGGAUAUAGAAAAAUACAUUGUCAUUGCUAUUGUCUCUGAAAAUAAGUUGAAUGAAAUCACUCAAACAGAGAGGGACUUUAAGGACAUGAUUGAGAGUAUCAUUAAGAAAAGAAAACGCCACCUUCAUGAAAGAUUCCAAUUUGGGUGGAUGGGAACUCCUGAACUAGCGAACUCAAUAGCCAUGUCUGAACUGACAGUUCCUCAUCUGUUGGUUCUCAACUCUACUACAGGCCACCACCACAUGCCUGAUGAUGACCCUGUCCUCAUGACACCUGAAGCAGUUUCAAUCUUCCUUGACCAAAUAAAUAACCAAAUGGCACCGACGUAUGGUGGGAACAGUUGGCCGGUACGUUUUUACCGAGGCUUCUUUGAAGCAAGGACCACUCUGACGAAUAUGUGGCGUGGAAACCCAGUAUUAACGGCGCUCGUUUUUGGGUUGCCUCUCGGCUUCUUGUCUCUCAUAUGUUACUCUGUGUGCUGCGCUGAUAUACUUGAUGCAGAGGAAGAGGAAACACCAGAAACACACGAGAAGAAGGACUAGACAUCCAAACCGUCGAAUAUUAUAAUAAUUAUAAUUAACCAUUUUUAGUAUUUUUACAAUAUUGGAUGUUAGCAAUUAAGCUGUUUUUGUUUGCUAGAACUGUAUCUUUUGCAUUUAAAACGUAUUGUUUGGACUGUCUCAGUCAGUGACACAUUUAUCAGUGCACUGCUCAUUUUAGUUAAAUACCCAUUAUUAUUUUGGAAAUCAGUCUGAUCGGAGUGGAAGUCACGCUGAAUUAUGUCAGUCAGAUCUCACGAUAUCUAAAUUUUACCUGCUGAUUUGACUGGGUUUAACUCUGUAGCAUACACUUUUAAGUACCUACCUGAUGAUUCAAUUACAUGAGAUCAAACUCAUAAUCGGUAUAACAUUCAUUCAUGUCUGGAUACCUAUAUUAUAAUGAAGAUAUUGGGGAACCAGGGCCUGUCGCGCCGGAUGAUGGUGUGUUAAAGCUUUCUUCCUUUAAACUAUCAAUUGUCGAUAUAAAUACUGACUUCAAUAGGUAUCGAUAUGACGAAUGUCUCCGAUGCGAUCGAUAGUAUUGCGAGUAAAAUGCAAUACCUUCAUAAUGUUAAGUUUCCUCAUGUCCAUUGUCAUGAAAUAUAAAUUGCAACAAAUAGUUAAAAGGGAUUCCCACAUCAGACAUUAUUUUCAUCUUUUUUAUUCCCUUUAUAUUUCUUAUUUACGUUAUUUAUUGCAUAGAAUCAUGGAGUCUUUAUAAAAUAAACGUGGUUUUUUCAA
Helicoverpa zea (corn earworm) is the source of this 2152-nucleotide messenger RNA. RefSeq names its product protein disulfide-isomerase TMX3 (gene Tmx3). Gene Ontology annotation, molecular function: protein disulfide isomerase activity. Gene Ontology annotation, cellular component: endoplasmic reticulum. The coding region runs from base 137 to 1414 and encodes 425 amino acids. Gene Ontology annotation, biological process: peptidyl-cysteine oxidation. The transcript is spliced from 8 exons. The record is from RefSeq and is a predicted model, not a curated record. NCBI's taxonomy places the organism in Eukaryota, Metazoa, Arthropoda, Insecta, Lepidoptera, Noctuidae.